AUGGCCACCAAGACGACUGUCACCACAAAUCUCGUGGAGCAUCCUAGCAGUAGCCCCUACGAGACCGUGGUUGAUCAAAAAGGCCACACUAUCGAAACCACGAAGCAUGACGAGGAGUUGAGCACCGAUGGGGAUAACCCUUUUGCAGAUCCAGAGGUCGCGGAGCGGUAUGCUAUCCUCUAUGAAAAGGCACAGUAUGAAUGUCGCCAUGUUUUUGAUCCGACCUUGACCUGGACCCCGGAGGAGGAGAAAGCCAUCGUGCGAAAGUUGGAUUGGCGCGUGUGUUUAUGGGCAUGCAUCAUGUUUUUUGGAUUGCAGGUGGAUCGAGGGAACUUGGUACAAGCCGUCUCCGAUAACUUGCUGGAUGACCUUAAGCUAUCAACAAAUGACUACAAUACCGGCAAUAUCAUCUUCUACGUUUCGUUUCUGUUUGCAGAACUGCCAUCUCAGCUGGUGUCAAAGUUCAUCGGUCCUGAUCGCUGGAUUCCGAUACAGAUUUCGCUGUGGUCUAUAGUUGCAAUUUCGCAGGCGGCUCUCUCUGGGCGGUCUUCGUUCUUUGCGACGAGAUCUCUACUAGGAAUUCUAGAGGGCGGCUUCAUUCCGGACAUCAUCUUAUGGCUGUCCUAUUUUUACACCAGCCGUGAACUUCCUACGCGUCUUAGCUUUUUCUGGACAGCAUACGGCUUGACGACCAUCAUAACAGCGUUCAUGGCAUAUGGUAUUUUACACAUGAGAGGCGUACUUGGAUGGGCAGGAUGGAGAUGGCUGUUUCUAAUCGAGGGCCUGAUCACCUUACUGAUUGGUUUAGCCUCUUUCUUCAAGAUGCCUGCGUCUGCAGUGGAGACCAAGAAGUGGUUUCGCCCAAAAGGCUGGUUCAACGAUCGUGAGGUUAGAAUUGUUGUCAAUCGUGUUCUACGCGACGACCCUUCCAAAGGGGAUAUGCACAACCGCCAAGCGGUAACCCCUAAACGCCUAUGGAAUGCCCUACGAGACUAUGAUCUGUGGCCGAUGUACCUUUUGGGCGUAAUCGUGUUCACGCCUAUGGUUCCAAUGAGCGCAUACAUCACGCUAUUGCUAAGAGGUAUUGGGUUUGAUACCUUUGUUACAAACCUCCUGACUAUCCCCUCCAGCGUAGGCCACAUCAUCUCUCUACUCGUCCUGACCCAGAUCAGCGAGCGCCUGAACCAGCGCGCUCUAGUCGCUAUCUCACAAUCUAUCUGGACACUGCCAUGCAUAGCAGCAUUAAGGUUCUGGCCAGAUGUGAUGGACAAUAAGUGGGGCACUUAUGCGAUCAUCACUACAUUGCUGUGCUUUCCAUACGCCCACGCUAUUCUUGUCGGGUGGGUCUCGAAGAACUCGAAUAAUGUGGGCACACGGACUGUAUCAGCGGCCGUCUACAACAUGUCCGUCCAAUUAGGAUCCGUCAUUGGAAACAACAUCUACCGCGAGGACGACAAGCCCAAAUAUCGAAGGGGUAAUAGUGUUUUGCUGGCGCUGAAUAUCUUAGGGAUAGUAGUUUUUAUUGGGACAAAGGUGUAUUACGUGUCGAGGAAUCGAUACCGUGAUCGCAUUUGGGCUGCCAUGACGGAGGAGCAACGGCUAGAUUAUUCGAGGAAUACUACUGAUACGGGGAGCAAGAGGCUGGACUUUCGAUUUGCCCAUUAG
This is a messenger RNA of Aspergillus candidus, 1665 nucleotides long. Its product is annotated as permease of the major facilitator superfamily. The coding region runs from base 1 to 1665 and encodes 554 amino acids. Gene Ontology annotation, cellular component: membrane. Gene Ontology annotation, biological process: transmembrane transport. The transcript has 10 exons. Lineage: Eukaryota; Fungi; Ascomycota; Eurotiomycetes; Eurotiales; Aspergillaceae. The record is from RefSeq and is a predicted model, not a curated record. Gene Ontology annotation, molecular function: transmembrane transporter activity.